GCAAUCACUUGGGACGCAAAAAAGCGGAAGGAGGAGGGUAGUGAUCUUUUUGUGGUGAUACAGAUCUCCUUUGUUAGGGCAUAGAUCGCCGAGGCUUUAGGGUUUGAGCGGCAAGGGCGAGGGAGAUGAAGAUUUCCGUCAAGACGCUCAAGGGCAACCACUUCGAUCUCGAUGUGCAGCCGGCGGACACGGUGAUUGCCGUGAAGAAACAGAUUGAGGACCUCCAAGGCAAAGAGAGCUUCCCGUGCGCGCAACAGCUCCUGAUUCACCAGGGCAAGGUUCUCAAGGAUGAGACCACCAUGGACGAGAACAAAGUCUCGGAGAACGGUUUCCUGGUAGUUAUGCUCACCAAGAGUAAAACCGCUGCCCCUACGUCGUCUGGUGCCACUCCAAGUAGCACACCGCAAGCUGCUCCAGCGACCGUGACGACCACGCCAUCUCCGGCACCCCCGGCUCCAGCUCCGAGUCCCGCAGCUCCGGCAUCGCCCGCUGCUCCAGCUCCAGUUCCAGCUCCAGCUCCAGCUCCAGCACCAGCUCCAGCUCCGGCUCCGGCUGUUACGCAGCCUCCAGCAGCAACUAGCGAUGUCUAUGGACAGGCUGCCUCGAAUCUCGUUGCCGGCACUGGGCUCGAGCAAACUAUCCAACAGCUGGUAGACAUGGGUGGUGGAAGCUGGGACAGGGAUAGCUGCGCCCGCGCUCUUCGUGCUGCUUACAACAAUCCCGAGAGAGCUGUGGAGUACUUGUACUCGGGGAUUCCAGACGUGGCUGAUGCUCCUCCCGUUGCACGGGCCCCUCCUGCUGCUCCUGCGGCUGCCACUGCUCCCCCGUCGGCAGCACCGACCGGUGGAGUGCCUGCUCCUGCGGCGACUGGUGGUCCUAACGCAGUUCCGUUGGAUCUCUUUCCACAAGGGAUGCCUGGGCUAGCUCCGGCGGGUGGAGGCGGAAAUGGGGCACUGGAUUUUCUACGGAACAAUGCACAGUUCCAAGCUUUGAGAACCAUGGUGCAACAAAAUCCCCAGCUGUUGCAGCCCAUGCUCCAAGAACUGGGCAGACAAAACCCCCAGCUACUGCGCCUCAUCAAUGAAAACCACGUUGAGUUUCUUCGCCUGAUAAGCGAAGCUGGGGGAGAGAACCCCGAAGCUGGGUACGUUUAUCUUUUCGCCAUGGAUUGCUUUGCUUCAACUUUCUGGUGUGAUGAAUCCAGUGAUUUGCUUGGACAACUAGCGGGAGCCAUGCCGCAGUCGAUCAGCGUCACGCCGGAAGAGAGAGAAGCGAUUGAAAGGUUAGAAGCGAUGGGCUUUGAUCGGGCGUCUGUAAUUGAAGCGUUCUUGGCUUGCGACAAAAACGAGCAAUUGGCCGCCAACUAUCUACUGGAGCAUUCAGGGGACUAUGAGGAUUAGAAGUGAAACAAAUUCUUUGCUGUGCAUGAACGAAGGACGGUUUAUUGAAAAAGGAAUGUGCGUUUUUAUGGAGAGAGAAGCAUAACUAAGUUGGGUUUUUCUUUUUCUUUUGCUGCAUCUAAUAUGUUAAUACUGCAAAGCGAUAAUCUUUGAUCUCGACAA
This is a messenger RNA of Selaginella moellendorffii, 1562 nucleotides long. RefSeq names its product ubiquitin receptor RAD23d. Bases 126 to 1400 code for a protein of 424 amino acids. Gene Ontology annotation, biological process: proteasome-mediated ubiquitin-dependent protein catabolic process; nucleotide-excision repair. Gene Ontology annotation, cellular component: cytosol; nucleoplasm. The transcript has 9 exons. Gene Ontology annotation, molecular function: polyubiquitin modification-dependent protein binding; proteasome binding; ubiquitin binding. The record is from RefSeq and is a predicted model, not a curated record. Lineage: Eukaryota; Viridiplantae; Streptophyta; Lycopodiopsida; Selaginellales; Selaginellaceae.